Molecule: messenger RNA, 1703 nt
Organism: Ostrinia furnacalis (Asian corn borer)
Lineage: Eukaryota; Metazoa; Arthropoda; Insecta; Lepidoptera; Crambidae
Product: homeobox protein Hox-D4a-like
Exons: 5
Coding region: 816-1703 (295 amino acids)
Biological process (GO): brain development; regulation of transcription by RNA polymerase II; central nervous system development
Cellular component (GO): nucleus
Molecular function (GO): DNA-binding transcription factor activity, RNA polymerase II-specific; RNA polymerase II cis-regulatory region sequence-specific DNA binding
Source: RefSeq, a predicted model, not a curated record
UCUCAUUCUUUUUUUUUGCCCUGCCAGAUUUCAAAGAUGAGCGUUUACAAGGUAGGUAUGUUUUGUUUUUGUCUAGCGUUGGAUAUUAUGAUGUUUGACAUUUAAUUCUCAUCAGUCUUAACGCAGAUGAACUUCGCAAACUUUUAAAAGCUCACUGCUUAGUGCCGAAUUGAUGAAUGUGCCAGUGAAUAUUCCUUUUGGCCCUGUAUACUCGUAAAUCGUCAGUUUAGUAACGUACUGAUUGCAACAGUGUAACUUAUUGUUAUUGGAGAUUCUUAUUGUAUUGAUUUUAUGAGUGUCAUAUGGAUUAAAUUAGCCCAGAAUUAUAAAAAAGGGUAACAACGGUCAUUCCUUAUUUUUUUUGUAAAAAUGUGAAAAAUUGAUGAUUUAGGUUACUCAUUUGUAAAAACUUUGUAUACCAACAUGGACAAUAAAGAAUUUGAAUUUGAAAAAUGAAGACGUUGUUUAGUUAAUAUUUAUACGAUUAUAAUUAAAUUUUAUUCAAAAUAUUGAAACAUGUCCGGUUUUUGUGAUGACUAGUGUAUUUUAGUAUAGUGCCAUCCCAAUAAGAUAACAAGGACACAAACGAAAUAAUUAGCUAAUUAUAAUCCCUCGAUUACUAAGUGGUUACCUGAAUGGCGAUAAGAGACAAUGCAAGUUUGGAGUCACCGGGUCUGCUGAGAGAAAGGGUGAGUCAUUAAGGGUUUGCUGAAAGACCUAAAGGUCGUUGUAAGCUCAAGUCGGGCUUAGCAGAGCAUCAGUCGUGCCUAGUGCUUUGACGUGAACGAACACCAGUAAUCCAUAAACUUUUUACAAUGAGCUCUAUCGACAUCAUGUCAUGCUCAGUAGAUGAGUUGCUAGCGGAUAUAGAACAGCAGUACCAGAACGUGAGCGCUCCGCAAUUUACUCCCGGCUAUGCUGCUGAAAAUGCAAGCCCUUCCAAUACCAUUUCUAAUGCCCAGCCUCCUUGUCCGAACCUGUUCCACGAGGGCGCCACUCACGCCGACUGGGAUCUCUUCAAUAAUUUAUCAACGGCCGCCAAUACUCCAGACUUCUCUGCGCCAUCGGCGGCGCCAGGUUUGGGGCCUGCUUUGCCUCCAAAGCAGCAUGUCGCCCAAAUUACAUUUGUUCCUUCGGCUGAUGGUCUUAAGCCUCUGGUGACUCGCAAACGCAAACGCACCGCGUUCUCCACCGAGCAGGCCUUGGCGCUGGAACAGCUGUUCCAGGCGCAGCAGUUCGUGACCAAGGAGGAGCGGUGCACGCUGGAGCAGCGGCUGGGGGUCAAUGAGCAGGCUAUUAAGGUCUGGUUCCAAAACCGCCGCCUACGUUUCAAGAAAGAAACGGAGGAGGUGGCAUUGGAACCAACUCCAAAAAACAACAUCUUCGCCCACACGGAGUGGCUCAUGGGACGUGCGGGCGAAGAUGGGACGGUAACACUUGACCAGGUGGCAAUAAGCGAGCUGGUCAGCGCGAUCGACAAGUGCCUGCCAAAAGAUCUGGACUUGUCCACCUUGUCCGAGUGUCAAAAGCCUGUGCCGUUUGUCGACCUUACCGACAGCGACUCGGACUUUUACGAGCCGAUCUCUCCACCAGAGGUUGGCGCGUCAAAUAGUUCGAGUUGCCUGCAGUAUGAUUGGAAAACGGAACCAAUUGAUCCCAAGCAAUCUUUGCAAAGAUUGUUUGAUGUACAUAGUAAAUAUUAA